Lasiodiplodia theobromae is the source of this 435-nucleotide messenger RNA. Its product is annotated as GTPase activating protein (Tsc2). The record is from RefSeq and is a predicted model, not a curated record. NCBI's taxonomy places the organism in Eukaryota, Fungi, Ascomycota, Dothideomycetes, Botryosphaeriales, Botryosphaeriaceae. The transcript has a single exon. The coding region runs from base 1 to 435 and encodes 144 amino acids.
AUGCCAAAUGUUGACUACAGAGGAAUCGGCGGUGCUGAUCAUGGCGUGAAGGGCCGUUUCCAAGACCACAAGAAUCCAGUGUAUCGCGCGGGCCUCUCAAAACAGCUCUUCUACCAGAAACUGAACGAGGUUGGCCACUACAAUGUUGAGGUUGUGACGUUGGCGAAAGUGCCAAGAGAUUCAGAGGACUGGAUCAACAAUCCAGAUGAGAUCCUGACCGUUCUCAAGCACACGAUGGUCAUGAUAGACCUCGUGGCCAAGGAUGAAACUACUCGGAAGUACACCGAGCUAUCGGAGUACGGCUCCAUGCCGAUGCUGCCAAUCAUUCCGACGGAAAAGUCUGCCCCUCUUCUCGGGAGAGGCAAUUCUGCACGUGCCAUCAUUAUCAGAUCAUAUGUGCUGAUUUAUUGCAACAGCAAGCUUCAGCGCCAAUGA